AUGCAGAAGCAGCGGCUACGAGUCGCGCUGGACCGAAUUCUCGGGGACGACGACGAGAGCGAGGAUGGCGGCGUGCGGGCGAGCUCCGUCGGAGCGGGAAACGCUGUUUCUGCGGCGGAGGCGCUUCGUGCGCAUGGGCAGGGGCUCGGGCGCGUACAGAGGCAGGGAUCUAUCGGCAACGGCGCAGAUAGCAAGGGCCGUAGCAGGCAGCAGCAGCAGCACGUAUCGCAGCCGAAUCACCAGCUAGGGAAUAUCGCAGCUCGUGGGAGCGCAGUGGGGUUGACUGGUGGUAGAGGCUUGGGCGGAGGCGGGGGAGGGACCGGCGGAAGUGGCGGCGGCGGCGGCGCCGGUGGCGGCGGCGGCGGCGCCGGUGGCGGCGGCCGGGGGGGCGUUAUGCGCAGCACGAGCGCGUGCUUGGAGGAUAUGAGCAGGUAUGACAGCGAAGGGGGGGUAGAGGGAAAUGCGCAGGGGAGGAAAACAGGCGGCGCGACGGUGAGGCUGAGAAAGGGAGGCGGCCCGACGCUCAAUAGCGAACGGCUGAGCUCCGCUGUAAGGGGGAUGCAGAGCAGCGGGGAUCAACGGCGGUGGAUGCAGCAGCAGCUGCAGUCGCAGCAGGGCCAGAGUUCUGGCAGCGGGGGUUCUUGUAACGAGAGGAGGAACCCCAACGCGCGGCAGCAGCAACAGCAGCCGCAGCAGCAGCACAGCAGAAGCAGCAGCGUCAGCACCAGCGCGUCUAACAACGUUACGUCUGGCGCGGGCGCAUCUGGCGCAGCAGCAGCAGGGGCAGCAGGAGCAGUGCGAGUCCGCCCCGCUGCGAAUGCUGCAGGGAGGGGAAGGGGGACAAGCGGGGGCGGUGGCGGACGGAAGGGCGGUGGCCUCCGCCGCGCCUCUUCUCUGCACUCCAGCGUGAUGGGGGGCGCGGGAGGGGGAGGGGGAGGGGGAAGUGGAGGCGCAGGGGAGGCGGAGAAGCUACCUGGGCGCGCGCAUUCACAGCCCCGGGGGGGAAAGUUUCAAGAGAUGCUGGUCGGGCUGAGAGAGAGCGGGGAAGGGGGGAACGAGGAAGGCUUUAUGGGAGGAGGAUGGAGGGACCUUGGGGGGGACAGAGGAGCAGGAGCAAAUACGAAGGGAGAGAGUUUUCACGGUAUUGGGAUGCAGCAGCAUGUGGAGGACGGAGAGGAGGAAAGAGAUGAGUUUUAUGAGGACGAGGAGGAAGAUCUACAGUGGCAGCCGCGGCAGCGACAGCAGCAGCAACAAUGCCGCAUUCCGAGGUCUAAUUCAAGUGGUGCUGCGCUCACUCACCCGCUCUACUCCUCCUCCCUCUCCUCCUCCUCCUCCACCUGCUCACCUCUCAAGGGGAGAAAGAGCCCUUCUGUGGACAUGUCACCCUCGCUCUCGCCUCCCCGCUCCUCAUCUUCUUCCUCUCAAAUUCCCCUUAUGCAGCACCAACAGCAACAGCGACAGCAGCAGCAGCAGCAGCAGCAGCAGCAGCAGCAGCAGCAGCAGCAGCAGCAGCAGCAGCAGCAGCAGCAGCAGCAGCAGCAGCAGCAGCAGCAGCAGCAGCAGCAGCAACAGCAACAGCAACCUUCGCGGUUUCAUCACAUACAUCGGUCAAAAUCAGUGCAAUCGGAUUGGGGUGCUGUGGAUGACGGAGGGCCGGCCGAGCCUCAGUCCCGGCCUCAAUCGCAGGUUCGGCGGCCGAGGACGCCAACAGGGGGGAGAGGGGCAGGAGGGGCAGGAGCAGCAGGAGGCGUGGGGCUGAUAGCACGGCCUGGGACCGCGUCUUCUGGCAGCACAACUAGUCUGAGGGGCGAAGGGGGCGCUGUGGGGAGUGUGGUGAGAGCAGGUGCAGGAUUGAUGAGGGAAGGGAGUGGUGGGGAGAAAGGGCGGGUAGUGGGUCAGGGUGGGAGAGGAGGAGGGGGAGGAGGAAGUGGAGGGAGGAUGGUGAGGUUGGGGAGUGGGGACGAGGGAAGUGAGUGGUCUGAUUCUUCUGGUCAGUGGAGGGUGGGAGGGGGGACGGGGGGAGGUGGAGGGGGGUCCGGACCUCUGCCGUUGGUCCCUGGGCGGAAGCAGCAGCAGCAGCAGCCGCAGCAGCAGCAGCAGCCGCAGCAGCCGCAGCAGCAGCAGCAGCAGCAGCCGCAGCAGCAGCGGGCACAGGGGCAGCAGCAGCUGCAGCAAGGCCUUAGCCCUAACAAGCAGCAGCAGCAGCAGCAGGCAGUGCAGCAGCAGGUGACGCAGCAGCAGGUGGAAGCAGCAGCAGAGCAAGGCUAUGACUACGACCCUACAGACGUGUGGUCUCUGCUCGCUCACGUGUCCAAGGGACCCAUCACGCACCGCCGCAGCGCCGCUGCCGACCUGCGCGCGUUGCUCAAGGGCAGCGCGCACACCAAGGCAGAGUUCCUCGCAACCGGUGCUGUGGACUUUCUGGUCGACGCUCUGCAGCAAGCUGACGACGGGAAGGUGCGCGAGCACGCGGUUACCGCGCUGUUCAACGUGGCGUUACACCCGGGGGCGACGCCGGUGCUGGUGGCGUGCGGGGGAAUCGAGGCGGUCGUGGGGGUGCUGAGAAGGGGCGGGUCCAUGGGCACGCGAGAGAACGCUGCAGCGACGCUCUUCAACCUGUCGAUUGCCGAUGGGGCGGCUGAUAAGGUGCGUGCAGCAGGCGCAGUGCCUCUGCUGGUCGAUCUCCUUCGCACGGGCAGCACAAGAGGGCGGAAGGAUGCUGCACUGGUACUGUUUAACCUGUCAAGGGAUGAGGACGGGGCCAAGGAGCUGGUGACAGCAGGAGCAGUGGAGGUUCUGGUAGAUCUGUUGACGUUUCGAGAGGUGGGGCUGGUGGAAAAGGUGAUGGCGGUGACAGCGAAUGUGUGCCGGAGAGAGGAGGGGUGUAAGCGGCUGCUGACCGUGGGGCAACCGCGCUGCUGCGGUGGCGGCGGUGUGUGCGGCAAUGGGAGCAGCGGCAGCGACAACCCGCAGUGCCAUGGAGUGGAUGCUAUUUCAGCACUGGUUGAGCUUGUGGAGGAGGAUGAGUCGCAGAGGACACGGGAGGAUGCACAAGCAAUGGACGGGCCAGCAUUCUCUGCUCGUGCGUGUGUCAAGGCACGUGCUCUUCUUGACAUCCUCACAGGCUCGCUUGGCAAACCACCGUGCCUUUCUCCUUCCUCCCCACUCAAUCCCACUAUGGUUAUUGGAAGAUAG
Closterium sp. Naga37s-1 is the source of this 3195-nucleotide messenger RNA. NCBI's taxonomy places the organism in Eukaryota, Viridiplantae, Streptophyta, Zygnematophyceae, Desmidiales, Closteriaceae. The record is from the annotation of a GenBank genome assembly.